GCCUGGUCACACUGCUCUAGUGACGCAUGCGUUUCAAGCGGUUUUUUUCUGGCAGAAUAUCUGGCUUUUUUGCAUGUUGCAUUUGCAACUGAAGUUUUUGCAGAAACCGAAGCGUGAAAACCCACGAAAAGCGAACUAAUCGAGAGGAAAAUCAACUGAAAGUCGGUGAAGAGAACGCACGUUGAUCGUAGUUACCUUUUUCCCGAAAUUUUCUGCAAGAAAAGCCCGUGAGUGCGUGUGAGUGUGACUGUCUCUCUCUCUCUCUCUCGCUCGCUCGCUCUUCCUUAUUUUUUUUGUCCAUGCGUGUGUGUGUGGUCGCAUAAAUUUACCGAUAUUUCGCCUGUGAGAGCGAAACGGGUGAAAGAAAAAAGAAGAGGCGAAGAAGAAGCGAAAAACAGCAGCACUUUCGUUGAAAUAUUGGGCAAAAAACGCAAACCAAGCAAGAACAACAAAAUAGCUGGGCGAAAACAGGACGCACAACCGAAAACUAAAAACGAAAGAGAGGCGCAAAGCAGAGAGCGAAAUCCACAACAGCAACAACAACAGCUACUACGACGACAACAACAACAGCAGCAGCCGCCACAAUGAGCAAACACUUUGAUCUUCCGUUGACCAUUGACCCAGAGCAUGAGUUGCGUUUCGUGGGUCCCUUCAACCGCCCCGUCGUCACAAUCAUGACUCUGCGCAACAACUCAUCUCUGCCCCUGGUCUUCAAGAUCAAGACAACCGCCCCGAAGCGCUACUGCGUACGUCCAAACAUCGGCAAGAUUAUGCCCUUUCGAACGACUCAGGUGGAGAUCUGCCUGCAGCCAUUCAUCUAUGAUCAGCAGGAGAAGAACAAGCACAAGUUCAUGGUGCAGAGCGUCCUGGCACCCGUGGAUGCUGAUCUGAACGAUUUGAAUAAGUUGUGGAAGGAGCUGGAGCCGGAGCAGCUGAUGGACGCCAAGCUGAAGUGCGUGUUCGAGAUGCCCAGCUCCGAGGCGAACGCGGAGAGCACCAGCGGCGGCGGGGCCAGCGGCGUCGGAAGCGGAAGUGCCGGCGGCGGAAGUGUGGGCGCCAACACUAGCUCAGCCAGUGCCGAGGCGCUCGAGAACAAGCCGCAGCUCUCCGGCGAGGAUAAGUUGGUGGUUCCCCAAAUGCAGCCCCCAAUUCCGGCCGAUACAGCAGAGUACGUGGAGUCGCUGACCGGAGAGAUCAACUCACUGCGUGAGACAAACAGAGAACUGCGCAAAGAAGUUCUGCAGUUGAAGGAUCAAAUCACACGCUACCGCAGCUCGCCGGCCGUCAAGCAGGUGAACGAGCCCUAUGCCCCAGUUCUGGCUGAGAAGCAGAUUCCGGUCUUUUACAUUGCAAUUGCCAUUGCUGCGGCCAUCUUCAGCCUCCUGCUGGGCAAAUUUUUUCUCUGAAUGCCAUAAACGAACGCCAGCAAGCAUGCGAUAUGCAACGUGCAGCAGCAGCAGCAGCAGCAGAAGCAACAACAUCAGCAACAGCAACCACAGCGGCAAACACCAUCAAACAGCAACUAACAACAACAUCAACCACAACGAAAGAACAACUAGAACAACAACAUCAGCAGCCGCAGCAGAAGCAGAAUCAGAAGCAGUAGCAUUGAAACCACCAUCGGCAAAGGAAGCGAACCUUGGAGGAGAAAGUGUAAAGCUGACAAAAUCCAAAACAAAAAAAGAGAAAGUCAAGAACAGCAGAGAAGUGGAAAAACUCUAUAGGCGAAGACGUAAAAAGUGCUUGAGAGAAAAUCUCACAAGGAAAAUAUUUAAUGUUCACUUCUAUAUAGAUCCCAUACGUAUAUUGCUCAGAUUUUCGAUUGCAUUUCCUUUCGCUAUGAUUAAUUUGUAAGCAUUAUAGUUUUUAAUGUUCGGAACCCUACGAUUUUUUUUUAUUCGUUUUCGAUGGCAUUUUAAGCGGCUAAAGUGAAGUUCUUCAAAGAUCUUACCAAAAUUACAAUUAAAUAGAACCUAUCAUACCUUUUCGACGAGCAUACAAAAUAUAUAAAAAAGAGAAAACACAAACCUGUUACUUAAGUGUGAGAAUAAAAUUCAGUUUUAAUAUUUUUUUGUUUGAAUCCCAACUUUUUUUUUUUGUUGUUCAACCACCGGUCUUGGUGAUGUAAAAUUUGAAUCGAAAAAAAAAAGAAAAAACAUGAGCAAAAUGCAAAACAAGCAAAAAAGCGAAAAAGAGGAGCACUUGUGUGGAAAACCAAUCAAUGAAAAGCUUCAAAAACCAAGAAAACAUAAAAUGCUCUGCAAGGCCGACGCGCUCUCUAAGGGAAAGUUGCUUCACCCCUCCUCGUCCCAUCUCUCUUUCUCACCGUCUGUCUGUCCCCCUCUAAGUCCGCGCGGGAACUAUGCAUAUAUAUAUAAAUAUUUAUAUAGAAUCAUUAUUGUUUUUGGUUGGCAUUUGCAUUUACUAAGUUUCGUUUUAGUCAUUUCGGUGGUAGCAUUGCCACAGCCACAGCCACACACUACACACACCACUCACUGAACGCUAUAUAUAAAUAUUAUACGAAUAUAAUGAAUUUCUAUAAGCAAACCUUUAUGUAAUUUGUGUUGUUUGCCCAGGCAGGAAUUGAGAAGUUCCCGGGCCUAGAGAAAAAUGCAUAAACUAUAUCUGAAACGAUAUAUAUAAGAGAGAGAAAUCAAUCAGCUUAUGAGAACCACAACACACACAUUUGACACAGGCAACACACACAUCCCUAGACAUAUUAGAUCCUCACCUACCGCCCCCCAAAAACUACUCGCUUUGGACUUGUAAUAACCGGGUACUAACUGGCGUUGCAACUUGUUUUAGACCAUCCCUUCGUUUUCCCGCCCCUCCACAUAUUUUACUGACCUUGUUUGUGGUUACGACCUUUUUUUUAAGCCAUAGUUUGCAAAGCAUUGACAAGGGGUAUAUAGAUUUAUACAAGAAAAUAUAUAUUCGCCGACAUGCAUGAUCGCUGUAUCUGUAUUUUCAUGGGCAUGUGGACAACAACUCGUAUUUAAAUGUUUAACUAGAAAUACAGAAAACAAAAGGGAAAACCUAAAAUUAAAUUAAAGAGAAGAAAGGAGAAGUGAAAAUAAAAGCAAAUGAUAAAGACAGGCAAAUCAUAAGCAAAAUGUACUUGAUGUCAGCUGUAGCAAAAACAAAACACAAUAUAUAUGAGCAUAAUAAUACAAUUACACUUACAAUAAUAAUAAAAUGUGGAAACGGAACCUAACAUUCGACAAUUGUUUCGAUACGUUCAACAUUCAGUGGCAUUAUUUAAUUGAAAUCAAUUCAACACACUCUACACUCACACCCAAAGGAGUCUCCUCGCAAAGGGCCGCAAAAUCAAAGGAUGGCAUAGAAGUCGCCGGUGAAAGCGAUGGGAAAAGAUGAUCACAACACACAUACAUACACACACACACACACGAGAAAAACAAUUAUAAUAAUUACAGCAUGAAUCUUAAAAACUAAGUGUUUUUUUCUCAAAGGAAAAAUAAAAUGAAACAUUGUUAAUUAAACAUCAAAUAUCAUUUGAAAUAAAUUUAAAUAAAACGAAAGACGGUUGGUGGGCUGAUGGUUUUCUAUGUCCCAGCUGGCAGGAUGAUAUACAUGUAUGUAAAUUAACCCACGAAGAUCAUUAGUAUUUGCGAAUAAAACAUUCAAAGCAUA
Molecule: messenger RNA, 3651 nt
Organism: Drosophila biarmipes
Lineage: Eukaryota; Metazoa; Arthropoda; Insecta; Diptera; Drosophilidae
Gene: Vap33
Product: vesicle-associated membrane protein-associated protein B
Exons: 6
Coding region: 585-1406 (273 amino acids)
Biological process (GO): endoplasmic reticulum membrane organization
Cellular component (GO): endoplasmic reticulum membrane; plasma membrane
Molecular function (GO): FFAT motif binding
Source: RefSeq, a predicted model, not a curated record